AUGUCCCUUUAUGAACGAUUUCUUGCAACAGAAAAGGUCAUUUAUUUUGCCAAUAUACAAAAAAUUUGUUUUAUGUUGUUCAGAAUAUUCAUAUUUCUGCUUCCAUCAAUGUCUCAGAUUUGUUGUUGUACUGUACCUGAAAUAAUAGAAAACACACUCAAACAUAACAAGAACAAUUUAUGUUUUGAGAGAUUUAUCCAAGGUUAUAAGAUUGAAGAAAAACACACGAGAAGCAUGACACAACUUGGAGGGCCGAGCUCGCGCCAGAAGAAGCGGCUGGGCUCCGGCCGCACCAGGAAGUCGCAGGGGAGCCGUGCGACCCGCUCCAAGGGCCCCGGCCGCCGCCUUGGUGAGUGCAAUCGGGGGCCUGCAGAGAAAGCUUCCAACAUGAUUCACCUUAUCUUUAUUCACUAUUGUAUCGUCCGAUGGAAAUAAUGAAUGCUUAAUGUAGAUGCGUAUAACCAUUUCAAGGAAGAACAUGUGAAGAAAAUAAUACAGUCAACCGCUCAUGAUUUUCAGUGUCGCUCUUGUCGAUAAAAUGAACAAACAUCUUACGAUGAGCUGAAGAUAUACGUAAAUAUCCAAUUCUUUCUUGUUUCUGAUCUUUGUGGUGUUGAUUCAUCUCUUUCAUCUUAUUUGUGAAACUACUCAGUAUUCAUUUCCAAAGAUAGAGGUACAUUGAACAUGAAUGAGCCAACGACAAAAGAGCUGCGGGUAUUUCCUCGAAUGAAUCUAGUCAUGAUGUAGUUCUGAUUUUCAUUAAAUUCUAGAAAAAUUCG
Molecule: messenger RNA, 779 nt
Organism: Gryllus bimaculatus (two-spotted cricket)
Lineage: Eukaryota; Metazoa; Arthropoda; Insecta; Orthoptera; Gryllidae
Source: the annotation of a GenBank genome assembly